Messenger RNA from Eruca vesicaria subsp. sativa (arugula), 172 nucleotides. The record is from the annotation of a GenBank genome assembly. Lineage: Eukaryota; Viridiplantae; Streptophyta; Magnoliopsida; Brassicales; Brassicaceae.
AUGGAGGCUGAAAAUAAAAUCUUGUUGAAAAAUUUAAACUCCAUCGAUGAUAUUAAUACUCGCCAGUUUAUCCAAUCCGAACAAGCAAAAAUCAUACAAAAAAGAACGCAACAACAACAAACUGAAGAGAAUGCUCCAAAUUUAUAUCGAGAAUAUUUUGGUGAUCGUGGAG